Kockovaella imperatae is the source of this 1773-nucleotide messenger RNA. RefSeq names its product major facilitator superfamily domain-containing protein. Gene Ontology annotation, cellular component: membrane. Lineage: Eukaryota; Fungi; Basidiomycota; Tremellomycetes; Tremellales; Cuniculitremaceae. The record is from RefSeq and is a predicted model, not a curated record. The transcript has 6 exons. The coding region runs from base 1 to 1773 and encodes 590 amino acids. Gene Ontology annotation, biological process: transmembrane transport. Gene Ontology annotation, molecular function: transmembrane transporter activity.
AUGUUGGGUAAGACAAAGCAGGCUCUAAGUCCAUCACCGACCCAAUCGGGUGGUGGUGGUGGUGGUGGUGGUGGUGGAAAGGAGAAAGAUGGUGUCGCCGUGACUGAACAACCGAUCGACUAUACAAACUUGCCAGAAGGCAAAGGAGCAGAAUACCAAUCGAAAGCGGAUGAACUCGCUGGAUCGGUCGAAUCGGAUUCUAUCCCUGGAUCCAGAAGUUUUAUCGAACUCUCCCUGUACGAGAAGAAAUCCGUCUUGAUCAAUCGAGAACUCGAUGCGAUGGGCAUGGGAAGGUACCAGUGGUGUAUCUUUUUUCUCUGUGGAUUCGGUUAUUUCCUCGAUCUGUGCUGGGCUCAAGCGGGUGGUCUCGUCGGAUCAGCCAUCAUACAAGAACUUGACGUCGAUGAUAAUCACGUCGGUGACUUGUCCACAGCCUUCAACGUAGGGCUCACGGUCGGGGCUUUCACUUGGGGUCUACUCGUCGAUAUCGUCGGAAGACGAUGGUGUUUCAACAUUACCUGUCUCAUCGCUUCCAUCUUUGGAUUCCUCUUUGCCGCUCCGUCAAACUACGCCGCCAUCUGCUUCUUCUACUGUAUGAUCGGUUUCGGAGUCGGUGGAAACAUUCCCAUCGACGCUACCAUCACAUUGGAGUUUCUGCCCAAAAACAGACGGUUCCUGCUCGCUGCAUUGUCAACUUUCCAACCUAUCGGCGUGGUCGUCGCCUCCGUCAUCUCUUACGGUCUGAUUCCGAAAUAUUCUUGCCCUUGUCUGCCUUCAGACCCCCCCGCGUGCUGUCAUCGAUCUAACAACAUGGGAUGGCGAUACACCAUGAUCACCCUCGGCGCCAUCACCUUGUUCAUCUUUGCGCUCCGAUUCGUCGCUUUCCACUUUAGAGAAUCACCCAAAUUCCUCUUAUCCAAGGGUCACGAUGCGCAUGCUUUGGAUAUCCUCUACAGCGUUGCCAAAUUUAACAAGGUUCCUCCCCCGAGGUUGACAUUGGAAGAUUUCCACGCUCUAGAAUUCGAAGAAAGCCAACGCAUGACCAACACUUCGACCGUGCCUCUCGGAGCUGACCCUCAACCGGUUCCCACGGGCACGCAUGCGAAACAGGUCGCGGUCGGCUCAUUCUUUAGGAUCUUUGGACAUUUGAGAGGUCUCUUCGCUACAAAAGUGUAUCAAUACCUCUUUGUCGUCAUGGCCGUGGCGUAUAUGGCGGAUUUCUGGGCUUUCAACAUUGCAGGCUACUUUUUGCCACUCAUCCUUCGAGCAAAAGGUGUCAACACGUCUCAAUCCAUCGACGACACCUACAGGUCUUACGUGUGGAUCUCUGAUCUCAGUCUCCUAGACCUCCCCGGAGUCACCGCACCUAUCCUCGCAGCUGCUCUCAUGGAAAUUCCGAGACUCGGACGAAAAUGGGCAAUGGUCAUCUCAGCCUUGCUCAUGGGUGUCUCCAUGGCAUUAUAUCAAGUCGUCAAUUCGCUUCCUGCGAAUAUAGGUUUCAACGCCAUGGAAUACUGGUUCCAAUCGCUCUAUAAUGCUCUCCUGUAUGGUUUUACACCUGAAGCUUUCCCCGCUCCAUUCAGAGGAUCAGCAGCGGGUAUGUUGUCGACGUUGGGCAGAAUCGCAGGUAUCAUUGCACCGAUCGCCACGACACACGUCUACCAUGGAUCCUCUUCUCCCGGUGUCUUGUGGCUCGGAGCGGGUGGUGCUUGGGUAUCAGCCAUUGCCAUUGCUCUUCUACCUUACGAGACAAAGGGCAAGCAGACGUAUUAG